AUGAUGGCCACGAGUAUGGGCCCAAACUUUCAGGGCCAUCCCGCCGGCAUGGGACACCCAGGUGUAUCUGGUCAUCCUAUGGGUCCCGGCAUGAGUGCGAACGGUGGACAGCCAGGCACGCCUGGGGGUGGCAUGCCUCACCAGUUUGCUGGCAACCCUAUGGCUGGUGGCAACCCCGGCGGUAUGAACCCGGCUAUGAUGGCCGCCAUGCAGCAGCACGGCGGAAACCCCAAUAUGGUCUCGUUCCAGCAUUUGAAUCCCGCCCAGCAGCAAGCGUUGCAGCAGCAGCAACUGCAAAACCAAUUCGGCAACCAGCCCAUGGCUCAGAUGCGCCAACAACAACUACUCGCCCAGCAGCAGCGACAGGCCUUGAUGGCGCAGCAGGCCAUGGCCCAGAACGGUGGCAUGGCUCCAAACAACAUGGGCGCGAAUGGCAUGGCUGCCAACGGCAUGCCGAUAGGUAUGCAGUUGACACAACAGCAGGUGGCACAGCUGCGGCAGGGUGGUCAAAUUGGUCCCAUGCAGCACAACCAGCAGGCACUCAUGGCACGACAAAUGGCCCUGCAGCAACAGCACGCCGCGGCGCAAAAUCAGAUGCAGCAGGGUGGGCAUAAUGCGCAGCAAAUGCAGAUGAACGCGCAAGUCCUGCAACACUUGCAACAGCAGCAAGCCCAGCAGCACCAAGGCGGCCCCAAUGCACAGGUACAAAUGGCGGGGCAGCAAGGGCAACAGCAGGGCCAGCAGGGCCAGCAGGGCCAACAGAACCAGCAAGGUCAACAACCAGGCCAACAGGGUCAACAGCCCCAAGGCCAGGGCCAACCUGGUCAGCAACAAGCUCAGGCCCAAGCUCAAGCCCAGGCCCAAGCCCAGGCCCAGGCUCAGCAGCAGGCUCAGCAGCAGGCUCAGCAGCAGGCUCAGCAGCAGGCUCAGCAGCAAGCGGCUGGCCAAGCCCAGCAGCGACAACAAACGCCUGCACAGGGCUCGCAAGCUGGCACUCCUGCACCUACCGGUCAGCAUACGCCGCAGCAGACACCUGCACCUGGACCCAACGCCGCGCAGACGCCUCAUCCUCAACCACACCAAAAUCCUGGUCAACCGCCACAGCAGGGCCAACAACAGCAGCAGCAGCAGCAGCAACCUGGCCACCAAGCUCAGCAGCAACAAGGUCACCAGCCUCAGCAGCAAGCGCAACCCCAGCAGCAUCCCAUGAUGGCGCAACACAUGAACGCCCUCGCUGCUCAGCAGAUGGCCAUGAACAAUAGCCUGAUGCAACGCCGAGAACACAUCAAGGCCCAAUGCCUGAUGAGGCUUUCCCAGCUAAGCGAGCAGCUAAGCGGCUAUCCGGGAGCUCGAAGCAGAGAUGACCUGAGCUACUGGAACGAGCUGGUCGGACGUUUUUUUUCGAGGGCAGCCAAUUUCCGCCACACUCUCCAUGCGAGCGCUGAAGGUGAAGACACUGGUCCUCGCCAGUAUGACAUUACCUUCCCGGCCAUUGCUCGAUACUUCCACACCCACUUUGGUAGCGGCGUCAAGUCUAUGCAGCUUACACUGGGCCAAGGAACCGUCGAUAGACCUGUCGGUGGCGACAGCUACCUGAUCGAGAACCCCAAAGCCAGCCUCAUCUACUGGUUUGAGACGGGGUCGCACCUGGUGUCGAGUGGCAGUCUGAGGGUUCUAUUUGACGGCGAACAGAAAAUGGAACUGUUUGAGUUUUUGGCCACCAGCCACGAAGAGUUCAUCGCCCGCAAGCAGGUUAUUAAUGCUGCAAAACCUGCGCAUAACUGGAUGAAGGAGUGGCACAAGGUCAAUUCGACAGAUACUAAACAGUCUCCAGAAAUGUCCAAGAAGGGCAAGGGCAAGCAGCUCAAAUCGCCGCAAAGGGAGCCACCCGAGGUCCUCAACGAUUUGCCUGAUUCAGCCGUCAACAGACAGGGUGUGACCGAAGCGGUCUACCAGUUCCUAGAGAUAAACGAAGUCAUGGGCCAGAUGAAUCCGCUAUUCAACUUCACGCACAACAACCCCGGCCUUGGCCCUUAUUCUGCUCUCGACCAAUACGUCUCGAGCAUGAACGCACCCCAGGGACAGAUGAACGGCCAAGUACCCCAAGGUGUCCCGAGAACCCCCAGCUUCAGCCAGUUUCCCAUGGGAGCUAGUCCGGCUGCGGCCAACAUGAACCUUCCCGGCUCACCCCACGUUGGCAGCCCAGCCCCCGGCCAGAUUCAGGCCCCUGGCAUGCAACUCCAGCAGAGCCAGCAAGGAACCAGCUCGAGUGGGCCAAGUGCCAACACAUCGCCGGCCUCGAACAAGCGCAGACGACCCUCAGCCGUUAAGAUUGAAGAGGACGGCUCUGGAGCGGGAACACCGGGAUCCCAAGUAAACGGUACCGGGAACAGGAACAAGCCAGCGACUCCACGCAUGCCCAAGCGCGUCAAGGCGAACCCGUCAUGA
Akanthomyces muscarius is the source of this 2448-nucleotide messenger RNA. RefSeq lists its product as uncharacterized. The record is from RefSeq and is a predicted model, not a curated record. NCBI's taxonomy places the organism in Eukaryota, Fungi, Ascomycota, Sordariomycetes, Hypocreales, Cordycipitaceae. Bases 1 to 2448 code for a protein of 815 amino acids. Gene Ontology annotation, cellular component: nucleus; transcription regulator complex. Gene Ontology annotation, biological process: positive regulation of transcription by RNA polymerase II; negative regulation of transcription by RNA polymerase II. The transcript is spliced from 3 exons.